AUCAUCUACAAUGCGACCAUCAGUGCCUGCGAAAAGUGCGGGCAGUGGCAGGAAGCAUUGAAGUUGUUUGCGGCCAUGCCAGAAGUAAAAGUGCAGCCAAAUGUCAUCAGCUACAGUGCGGCCAUCAGUGCCUGUGAAAAAGGUGGGCAAUGGCAGGAAGCCUUGAAGUUGUUUGAUGCCAUCCAAAAGGGCAGCGUACAGCCAAACGUCAUCAGCUACAAUGCUGCAAUCAGCGCGUGCGAGAAGGGCGGCCGGUGGCAGGAAGCAUUGAAGCUGUUAGAAGUUAUGCCAAAGGCGAAGGUGCAGGCAGAUGUCAUUAGCUUCAGUGCAGCAAUCAGUGCUUGCGAGAAGGGCAGGCGGUGGCAGGAAGCGUUGAAGAUGUUUGAGGCUAUGCCAAGCAGCAAAGUGCAACCAACUGUCAUCAGCUACUGUGCAGCCAUCAGUGCAUGUCAGGGUGGGCAGUGGCAGGAAGCGUUAAAGUUGAUAGAGGACAUGCCACAGGCCAAUUUUUUGCCCAAUGUGAUUAGCUACAGCGCAGCCAUCGGUACCUGUGAGAAGGAUGGGCAGCGGCAGGAAACAUUGAAGUUAUUGGAGGCCAUGGGUGCAGCCAAUUGUCAUGAGCUACGAUGUCGCCAUCCCUACCUGCUGGAGGUAGAGGCAGUUGCUGGAAGCAUGGAACGCAUUGAAGUUGUUUGAAACCAUGCCUCAGAAGAAGCUUAUAUAUGCAACUGAAGUUCGUUUGUUGCUUUGCUCGCCCAGCGUUCGAUGGUUCGCUGGGUUGAAGUCUCGGAGGACGACCGACCGAUGACCUUUCGACAGAAAGCUGUAGACAUUGGGUUGGUCCGAACCCAACAAGCAAAGUCUUGAGCCUUGAGGCCGUGUCUUUUGGGGACAUUGCCAAGGCCGGCUCCAGCUUAUGUAACAGCCAGUUUCUCAAGAACAUAACUAGAGAUGUCCUGCAACCAGGCCCCAUCAUCAUCCACUGUUACAGGUGGUAAUUGGAUAGACCCGAUGUAUACACUAGCUGGCUGUGCUGUCGGCACAGUUGCCGCAGAUCUGGAAGAGACAAACAAUUUUGCCGUAUCCUUGUCACCGAUGGCUGGUUCAAGAAACGUGGCAAAGUGCCCCUAGGGCUCCAACCAUCUCCGAAGGUCCCCAAGCGUCUUCUCAGGAGGUAGGCCAGGAGCCCUAGGGGUAAAACGCUGCAGAGUCUGGGAUUUGGCUGCUGUCGACCACGGAGACCUUGUCGACGGAAGCUCCCAAAUCACAGACUUUGCAGCUGAAAGUGACAAGAAAGUGGAACGAAGUGCAACAGUUUACAGCAGUCUUGUCACCUCGCUCAAAGCGUGUUUCUCCUUGCCGCGCUUCCAAGCCUCCAAGAGCUUUGUACAAAUCGUAUCCAUUUGUUGCCGCAUUUGCCUCCGAUUUUCCAGUCUGUCUCGGAUGGCCGUUUUCACCACUGGUGCAGACAGAUUUGUUUUUAAAGGAUCCAUUUGCUGUGAAAGAAGAUGUCAAAGUAGCUUGCCUUUUGUUUUUUUUUUUGGCACCUCCAUGUAGCUUCUGAAAGGAAGCAAACAUGUGGGGGAAGCACAACAGCAUCUUGAAGUUUCGGGCAACAAAAA
This is a messenger RNA of Durusdinium trenchii, 1622 nucleotides long. NCBI's taxonomy places the organism in Eukaryota, Dinophyceae, Suessiales, Symbiodiniaceae. The record is from the annotation of a GenBank genome assembly.